Molecule: messenger RNA, 450 nt
Organism: Nestor notabilis (Kea)
Lineage: Eukaryota; Metazoa; Chordata; Aves; Psittaciformes; Psittacidae
Product: motor neuron and pancreas homeobox protein 1-like
Exons: 2
Biological process (GO): regulation of DNA-templated transcription; central nervous system development; endocrine pancreas development
Cellular component (GO): nucleus
Molecular function (GO): sequence-specific double-stranded DNA binding; DNA-binding transcription factor activity, RNA polymerase II-specific
Source: RefSeq, a predicted model, not a curated record
UGCCGCCGGCCCCGCACAGCCUUCACCAGCCAGCAGCUCCUGGAGCUGGAGAACCAGUUCAAGCUCAACAAGUACCUGUCCAGACCCAAGCGCUUUGAGGUGGCCACAUCACUGAUGCUCACCGAGACGCAGGUGAAGAUCUGGUUCCAGAACCGCCGCAUGAAGUGGAAGCGGAGCCGCAAAGCCAAGGAGCAGGGGGCUCAGGUGGAAGUUGAGAAGCAACGAGGGCUCAGCAAAGCCUGCGCGAAGCUGCUGCCCGGCGAGCCCCAGGGACAAGCUACCGAAAGCCCCGAAUUCAUGGGGUGCAGCCCCGGUUCGGGCUUCCUGCACCGCAGCGCCACCCAGCUGAGGUACGGCCCGGACUCCUCCUGCUCGGGGGAUGAGGAAGACGAGGAAGAGGAUGAGGACGAAAUGAGUACCACGGAGGGGAAGAUCGGAUCUGUAUUGUGA